AUGGCUCAAUAUAAUAUUAACCUAGACCACAAUUUGUUUCUCGGCAUUAACAGAAACAAAGAGGUUACUGCGGAUCUAAUAAAUACAGGUAGUGCCAAUCGGGAAUCUAGUGAAGAGUCUGAAGAAGAGCGUCUUCUUGUGGCUUACUGCCGUUCCGGGAAAUUAGGAGCCGCGUACUACACGCUACAAACGGGAGAGCUGCAUGUGCUAGAUGAGAUAGUGGACCGGCCGCCGGAGCACCAAGUGUUCGUCAGCCUGUUCAGGCAAGUGGGCCCCGCCAGGCUGCUCCUGGACGGCAAGACUCAGGGCUCCUUCGUCAGCGCCGCCAAGGGCUUAAUCCUGGGCGGCGAAAGGGAAGGCAAUUGCAAGCUCGUCUUCAUUUCCUAUAAGGAGUACAGCUACGAGGCUUGCAAGAGACGCGUGCACACCCUCUCCCUGCCCCAUGAGCCCCCCAACAGCUCUGACGACGACCGUGCGUUGUUCCUCCGCACCGUUCUGGACUUCGGCCAGCUGCAGAGCAUACACGCCCUUGGCGCCCUGCUCAGAUACCUCGACCUCAACUGGAGCAAUCUGGUCAUGGACAUGCACAGCAAACCGCAGUUCUUGGGCUUGAAGAAAAUCUCAAUGGCGGACCUGGUGAUGAUGGACGAGGAGACGUACAGGGGUCUGCAGGUGUUCAGCCCGCUAGCGCACCCUAGCGGGUUCAAGCGCGGGGCGCGCCGCUCCGGCCGCGAAGGGCUCAGCCUCUGUCGGCUGCUGGCCCGGUGCCGCUCUGGGCUCGCCCACUCGCGCCUCAGAGUGUUAUUGAGACACCCCAGUUGCGAUCUGGCGACCUUGGAGCGGCGAUUAGACGUCGUCGAGUUCUUCACCAGGCCGCAGAAUGAGUGCCUCAUGAGGAACAUCUGCUCCUCGCUCGGUUUCAUUAGGAACGUCAACGGUAUCCUAGCGAAGAUAAAAGCGCUGUCAGCUAAGCCGUAUCAGUGGAAAGCACUGUACAGCACGUUGUACCACGCGGUGCUAAUAAGCGAGAUGUGCGAGGGAGCAAGCGAAUGCUCUCUGCUACGUCAACUGGCUACGCACGACAACACCGACCUCUACGAGAUGGCGCUGUGUAUGAACAGAAUAAUCGACUUCGAUCUCUCAAAAACAGAGGGAAAGUUCACAGUAAGAGCGGGCGUUGAUCCAGAACUAGAUUUGAGCAAUGUGAUGAAAGAGAAGCGGAAGAUGGCGGGCCUGCACGGGCUGAUGUCAGAGGCGGCGCGGGCGGAGUUGGCACGGCUGCCGGACUCGGUUGCAGAGUGCUCGUUGCUCUACAUGCCGCAUCUGGGGUACCUGCUGGCCCUCAAGGCCCAGCGCCACGAGCGGCUGCCCGGGCUCAGGUUCAUGGUGCGUGCGCUCUAUCUGUUUACUUCCUCAAGCCGCAUCUGUUGCCCUACCACCAUGAGGCGGGACGGCAAAACCUCUCAUGGUAAAUUAAAUGCGGAAGAGCUGGACGUGAUGAUCGGGGACGCUUACCCCGAAAUAGUGGCGCACGAGACGCGUCUGAUGCUGCAGCUAGCGGACACUUUGCCGCGAAGACUGCGCCCUCUGGGCCCGCUCCUCGACAUGUGCGCGGAGCUCGACUGG
Messenger RNA from Iphiclides podalirius (scarce swallowtail), 1626 nucleotides. The record is from the annotation of a GenBank genome assembly. NCBI's taxonomy places the organism in Eukaryota, Metazoa, Arthropoda, Insecta, Lepidoptera, Papilionidae.